AUGAGCCAGCUCUUCCUGGUGAUGCCCCCUCCACCCUCCCUCUCCGCUCUCCUCCCUCAGUCCACUCCCAGCAGAAGGCUGAACUGUUUUUUAAAAAGGGCUGAUGUCGUCAUUCAUCCUGGAGGAGGACUGGAUGCUGUCCCAGAAAACACCUCCCGUCCUGUCAGAGGUGCCCACGCAGUGAGAGAGGAGCCCCGGUUUGUGACGGCUCGCGCUGGAGAGAGCGUGAUCCUGGGGUGUGACGUGUCCCCUCCCCUGGACGGCCAGCAACCCCCCUAUGUGGUGGAGUGGUUCAAGUUUGGAGUGCCUAUUCCCUUCUUCAUCAACUUCCGCUUCUACCCUCCUCAUGUGGAUCCAGAGUAUACUGGUAGAGCCUCUCUGCAUGGGAAGGCCUCCCUGCAGAUUGACCCAGUGCGCUCCGAGGACCAGGGCUGGUACGAGUGCAGGGUCCUGAUGCUGGAGCAACAGUACGACACCUUCCACAACGGCAGCUGGGUGCACCUCACAGUCAAUGCCCCGCCUUCAUUUACAGCGACGCCGCCACAGUAUGUGGAGGCGAAGGAAGGGGGAAGCACUCUGCUCAGCUGCUCUGCCCAGGGAAACCCAAAACCAAUGAUCAGCUGGCUGAGGGAGGGGGAGGAGCUCACUACCAAUGCAAAAUAUUCAGUACACGAUGGCAGUCUAACCAUCCUUGGCAUCACCAGAGAUGACAGAGGGGCGUACACGUGCCGAGCCUACAGUGACCACGGAGAAGUGCUCCACACCACCCGUCUGCUGGUUCAAGGGCCUCCAUACAUCGUGUCACCACCAGAAAACGUCACUGUCAACAUAUCCCAGAAUGCACUCUUCACCUGCCAAGCGGAGGCGUACCCUGGCAACCUGACCUACACCUGGUUUUGGGAGGAGGAUAACGUCUACUUCAAGAACGAUCUGAAGCUCCGAGUGCGCAUUCUCAUCGACGGCACCCUGAUCAUCUUCCGGGUUAAGCCGGAGGAUGCUGGGAAAUACACUUGCAGUCCGAGCAACAGCCUCGGCAUCUCGCCCUCAGCAUCGGCCUACCUGACUGUUCAGUACCCUGCCCGAGUGAUCAACAUGCCUCCGGUCAUCUACGUUCCACGGAAACUGCCAGGCAUCAUCCGCUGCCCGGUGGACGCCAACCCACCUGUAACAUCAGUGAAGUGGGAGAAGGACGGCUAUCCUCUUCGAGUGGAGAAGUACCCCGGCUGGAGCCUGAUGCCAGAUGGAAGUAUCCGGGUGGCGGAGGCGACAGAAGACUCCCUGGGCACCUACACCUGUGUGCCUUACAACGCCCUGGGUACCAUGGGCAUGUCCCCCCCUGCCACUUUGGUGCUAAAGGAUCCCCCUUACUUUAAUGUGAGGCCUGGGGGGGAGUACCGUCAGGAGGCUGGGAGAGAGCUAGUUAUCCCCUGUGCUGCUUCUGGAGACCCUGAUAUACCAACCAUCACCUGGAGAAAGGUGGGGAAGCCGAGCAGGAGUAAGCACAACAUCCUACCCAGUGGCAGCUUACAGUUUCUGUCCCUCAGCAAGGAAGACCAUGGAGAAUGGGAGUGUGUUGCCACCAAUGUGGUUACAAGCAUCACUGCCAGCACGCGUAUCCUUGUCAUCGGCACCAGCCCACAUGCUCCGGGAAAUAUCCAUGUGUUGCCCUCGACAACCUCUGCUAAUGUGUCCUGGGAACCAGGUUAUGAUGGCGGCUUCGAACAGACGUUCUCCGUGUGGUACGGUCCAGUGUCAAAGAGAGUAGACUUUGGUCCUCAUGACUGGCAUUCAAUGCCAGUUUCUGGUGCUCAGACCUGGUUGGUGGUGCCAGGGCUGGAGCCUGGGACGGAAUACCAGUUCAGUGUGUUGGCACAAAACAAACUGGGCACAGGCCCAUUCAGCGAAGUUGUGACAGUCAACACUGCAGGCUCCCCUCUGGGUACCCCAGAACCACUGGUGCUUCUUACUCCACCACGGUGCCUCACAGCUAACCGCACGCAGCACGGUGUCCUCCUCACGUGGCUCCCUCCAGCCAACCACUCCUCACCCAUCGACCGAUACAUCAUGGAGUUCCGCCUCGGAGAGAGGUGGGAGGUUCUGGACGACCUGAUCGCUUCAACUGAGACCGAGCUCAUAGCCAGGGACCUCGUCCAGGAGUCCUGGUAUGAGUUUCGAGUGAUGGCUGUCAUGGACGACCUGAUUAGUGAGAGCAGUAAUGUUGUAGGCGUAUCAAGCACGGAUCCCUUCCCUCCUGCGGAGUUGCCUGAUGAGGGGCUGGCGCGCCCUGUGGUGGCGGGUGUCGUGGCAACUAUUUGUUUUCUGGCCGCGGCAGUACUGUUCAGUACUCUAGCAGCUUGCUUUGUCAAUAAGCAACACCGCCGCAAACUCAAGCGCAAACCAGAUCCUCCCUUGUCGGUGACACACUUCAGGAAAAGCAUUGAGUCACCGUUAUCAUCGGGGAAGAUAAGUCCAGAGAGCUCUCCUCCUUCUCGGCCGCGCUCUCUUUCUUCUGAAGGUUCUCACGGUCCAGGCCUGUACGUCAGGAGGCUGCCCAGUCCUCAGAGAGAAAAAGACAAGGAGCUCUCCUUCUACAAGAAAACCAAGCGUGCCAUAGCCAGCAAGAAAUACAGUGUGUCCAAGUAUGAAGCAGAGGUCACCACGCCUAUUGAGCUGAUAAGCCGCGGCCCCGAUGGCCGCUUCAUCAUGGACACCAGCCCACCACCGCGCCGCAUCCAGGGCUUCCCCUUUGCAGAGGAGUCUGACAUGUACCCUGAGUUCCGGCAGUCUGAUGAAGAGAAUGAUUUUGACCCUGGGCCUCUGCCGCCCAUCAUGCCCACGCUGCGGCCCCAGCUCUCCCCAACGUCCUCCAGCCUGGAGUCAACGCAGCCCCCCAACUACAGCCCCCGCCUACACAGGGCCAUGGAAGGUAUGAGCUUUGCAGAGGGCAGUGCACUUCACGCCUCAGGGCAGGCCCCUACCUCCCGCUACAGGGGCUUUCCCCAGGGCCCAUUCUAUGGGUAUCUAGGCAGCCGCGGUGAAUCAGGGAUUCCACCACCAUUCUACAUGCCUGACAUCAGCCCGCGUAGCUCUGCUCUGUCCUCCCCCCCAGGCACCGCAGACGGGCCCUUUGGUUACCCCUCUAUCCCUGAGGAGAGUGGAGAGAUGGAGCACCAUCAGUACACUGCCUCUGGCCAUUCUCUGUCUCACACACACAGCCCUCCUCCUCGCUCGCCUGAUAGCUGGCAUCCUCAUGAGCUACCCUUUUUGGGUCUAGAGGGUCCACGCUUCAUAUACCCACCUCACCAUCCCUUACAUCACCCCCAGGACCUCCCUGACCCACCCCCAUACCCUCCUCACUCUCUCCCCCCCAGUCGACUGCACCUCUCAUCACUACAGGAUCCAACAAGUCCUGGACUCCUGCAGCUGGAGGUUCCUGUGGCUCCCCAAGGCAGAGACAGGCCCUUGGGGCCUCCGGUUAGGCGUUUAGCUAUGCAACAGGCCCAAAGUCUCGGCCAGCUCAGACACACGGCCCACGGUGUGGGUGUACCAGUGUUGCCUUACCCUGACCCGGCAGCCCGUGCAGGGAGCCCAAGCACAGCCCCCAGUAGUAGUCCUCAGUCCUGGCUCAGCCCGAGGGCGGGGCGCCGGGCAGACCCCAGCCUACCCCCACUAGUACUCCAGCCCUCUCGCCUCUCUCCACUCUCCCAAAGCCCCCUUAGCACCCAGCCAGGUUCUCCCGAUAUUCUAGUACGACCCCCUCCGCGCCCCAGCAUCCUCCGCACCUCUCGGUCUCUGGAGAUGCCUGAGAUCACCCUGCAGCCCUCGGCCACUGUCAGUUUCUCCCGGAGGUCCUCCCUGUCCGCCUCUCCCACUCAGAGCCAGGGCACCACGCAACCCAGCCCCAGUUACCACGCCCACAUGUCGUAUGCCUCCACUGCAGCCAGUUACCCCUCCCAGUCCCCCUCUCCCCCACUGGAGGGCAGGGAUGUUUUCGGGCAGAGGCCGUCCCAGAGAAGGAGAGAGGAGGAGAUGCUACCCUCAGAGCCCUCCCAGCUCCAGAUAUCAGCCUCAGGGGAACCUCUAGGUGCGUCUAGUGAUCCUGCCGGGUCUGAGAGCUUACCAGCACUGCUACACCACUGCAUUACUAAAGCCAAGGGAGUGGCUGCCAACAACAAUAACAACGCAGCCCCUGCAGGGAGAACAGGUGUGUCUCCCUCUCAGACCCAGCAGCAAUCACAGACACCCCAAGAGGGAGAGGUCCUCCACCUCCACAGAACGAGGAAAAGGAAAAACAAGAAGAACCCCUAUCUCUAUUUGCCCUCCUUCCUGCACCGCAGGCAGGCUGCGGAGGACCAGACAGGCAUUCUGGCCAGUGCAGACUCUGAGGGCCCAAAUUAUGGGACUCUACGCUGACACGUGUGCCCGCUAAGCCAUUGGACUCGACUAAACCUCCUCCUCCACUGCAUACACACUCAAACACACACACCUCAGCCCUCCCUGCUCCGCCCCGGCCUCUGUAUCAAGCCACCACAUUUCUUGUAAUCUCUCAAAGUUCAUUAUUGUGUGGGGAGCGGGAAACAUUAAUACUCCAGGGUUGGAAAAAUCUUAUUAGAAGACAAGAACAAUGGCUUUUCUGAGUUGUCACCACGACUUGUCUUUUGAGGAAUCUCACUUCAAAAUGCUCUGAAAAUAUAUAAUGUAUAUAAAAUAGUAAAACAAGGGAUUUUAGCUUCCUCCUACAGUAAUAAUGAUGUGUUGGUUGAGUAUGUGACAACACGUUAAAGAUUUUUCACUCACUGGUCAUUGAGGGGUCCACAUCUUUAGGUUUUCAGUCAAACUAAACUGUUAAGCCUGGUGCAUCCUUGGACAGGGACAUGAGUCUACCUUUCCUACAAUACAAAUAGUGUCAGUAUUUAAACACAGGGUUCUUACCACAAAAUAUACCUCAGAGUAAACGCAGAAUUGCUGUAAUUCUUGUGGUAUACUGUACGUACUUGACCUUUUUACAUAUGAAAUGUAUGGACAAAAAGGUUUAUAACACACACCAUUGCUCAUUUGAAUGGAUAAUAAGGCCUAACCUGAUCUAAUUUGGAAGCUUUUUAUUAGCCGGCAUAUUGUAUUUGCUUUGAUUUACGAUCCAGUGCCAACCAUUAGGGAACAGUGUCUUAAUUUGCUCGAUGGGCUCAGUGUGUUUAAAUGCGUCAUGAGAGCACGGCGCUGGGACGAAGAUCGCAGCCUUCAUGAGAACUCUUGAAAUAAUUUGGGACUUACACGCUCAACACAGGUUGGACUCGUAGGAUUGGAAGAACAGGGUGAUGAAUUGUGAAGUGUUCUGUCGUAUGUAUUUCAUUGUUCAUCAUUUGUGAAAUGUGGCACGUCUCACUGUGCCUUUUAGUUGCCUUUUUUAAAAUUCUUUCAUUUUUCUAACAUUAACUGCCUUUUCCUUCGGGAGGGAGUCAGAGACUGCAAUGUUAAGUGUGUUUUUACUUUCUUUGCCAAGGACACAAGAGGAAGUGCUACAGAGGAUGCAUAGCUCUGUUUCUCUUUUACAUUUAUAUCUUAAAUGGGUACCUGAUUUAACUGUGUGCAUCAUAAAUAAUGGGACAGAAAUAGAAUACCCUUAAAAAUAAAAAAAACACAAGAGAAGAUAAAUGAAUGAAUAAAUAUAACUUCAGUGGAAAAGUUCAUGCGGAAUGAACAAACCAGAGGAUGUUAAUGUUUAACUGCGGCUGUGAGAGGAGAAUGUGAUUGCUUCAUAAAAAUGUUAACAAGCCAUUGGGAAUAUUCAAACAACGGCCACCCUGACUGUUUAUCUUUAACAAGGGUAUAUUACGUGCUAGCUACUACUCUGUGUGUUUAAGUUUUUCGACACUAACCGAUAAUGAAUGUAUGUUUUGCUGUACAGGAAAUGAAUGUCCCGAUGUCCCAGUACAUUGAAUGACCCAUUGCGUGAGAUGACCAGUUGGCACAUCAAGCCCAAAUUGUUUUACUUCUCUGAGUCGUGCGAUAAGAACCGGUGGACCCCCCCCCACACAGUUUCUCUCGGCUGUUUUCCUUUUAUCGCUAAAAGCUCGUUCAAUCACUCAAAGACAUAUCAGAUAGAUUUUUCCACCUGCUAACAACAAAUCACAGGUUCUCUGACAAAUAUUCACACGAAUGAAUCGACUCAAUGUAUGCUUACUGAAAACCUGAGUGAGAAAAUGAUUAUUGCCUGAGAGUGAGCGUCAAAGAACAUAUUCUACUUUAGCAAAUUGGUUUCAUGUAAGAUACGAGGAGAAAAAAAAUCUAUAUUUGUUAUGUACUGUACAUGGUGAGUAUUGUAUUUGUAAAGAUAAAUCCAACCAUGAUUUACAGUAAGACGUUGUUGUACAAGGGUGUGUGAAAAGACGGGAAGGAUUCCCAAGGUGAAAAGAAAUUAUAUAUAAAAGUAUUUGCUUACAGUACGGCUUUAAGUGGACAAUAAUGUUCAUAAAACAUUUUAAGGUGCCUCAUUUGUCAUACUUUAGCAGAUAUAAUUUUAUCUGAGAUGAGAAGAAACCUUAAUGUUAGUACCGUACGAUGUAUUAUUGCCAUAGCCCGCUGGCUGCACAAGUUGAGUAGUAUUUUCUCUGAUGUAUAGUACGUGAAUGCCCACUGGGAAAAGCUUUAGAAGCAGAAGUGUGUCGCCCUCUAUAAUAUUCCUGGAACAAAGUAAUGCUGUAUUUUGCCCGUCCAUGAGCACACAUGUAGUUUCACUCCAGAUCUCGUCACCUUCAGGCGUCCAAAGCAAAUACACUGAAGGAAACUUUUUUCCACAGUCACAGACAUGCUAUAGUCAUGUACAAACACCGUGCUGUGGAGGAAGUUGUGUUUACAUCCGUUUGAAGUGUGUUAGGGCAUAGUUGCUUUGAACAUUACGACUUGGUGCUAUGUUUAACUCUGUGGUGCUGUAGAAUAGAGGUCUGAAGAUUUCUUUUUUUUUUUUUGUCUUCUCUUUUUUCGGUUUCCACAAGCAACUCUUCUCUUGGCCCUGUGUGAGUGAGUGAGUGUGUGAG
This is a messenger RNA of Paralichthys olivaceus (Japanese flounder), 7034 nucleotides long. The record is from RefSeq and is a predicted model, not a curated record. NCBI's taxonomy places the organism in Eukaryota, Metazoa, Chordata, Actinopteri, Pleuronectiformes, Paralichthyidae.